AUGUCCGGUCCCAGCUGCUAUUUCUGCGAGAGCUUCCUGGCAGAGAGUCCUGGAUCUGCCAAGAGGGUCCUGGAUCUGCCAAGUGUCCGGUUUGUCCCGGGACGAGGAGGUGGACGUCUGCCCUCGCUCUCCUUCAUGUGGCCUCAGUCUGUAAUGACCACGGCCACUUUCCCACCGUGUGUUUAUGACCGGAGUCCUGCUUCUCCUCGUGUCCUGGGAGUUGCCGGCUUCAGGAGGAGCUUCCGUCUGAGCAGAAGAGACAAAAAGACUAACAAGACCAUGUAUGAGUGCAAGAAGAGCGAGCUCUACGACACUGCGGACGUUCCCACCUACGAGGAGGUCACAUGGUACUGCAGACCCCCAGGAGCUCGGCACAGACUGGUGAACUUUUACAAUGGGACCAGAACGACACCGAUCUGCUCCCGUGAGGUCUCAGUCACCGCAGUCACCUCGCUCACGCCUUCUCGGGUUCGGGAUCCGGUCCAAGUCCAUGAGACGAGUCCAAAAGUCCCGGCCCAGACCAGAGCCUCAGUCGCGGGUUCAGACUCAGACCUUUCAGGACCAUAG
Messenger RNA from Knipowitschia caucasica, 567 nucleotides. Lineage: Eukaryota; Metazoa; Chordata; Actinopteri; Gobiiformes; Gobiidae. The record is from the annotation of a GenBank genome assembly.